Setaria italica (foxtail millet) is the source of this 882-nucleotide messenger RNA. RefSeq names its product skin secretory protein xP2-like. NCBI's taxonomy places the organism in Eukaryota, Viridiplantae, Streptophyta, Magnoliopsida, Poales, Poaceae. The record is from RefSeq and is a predicted model, not a curated record. The transcript has 2 exons. The coding region runs from base 1 to 882 and encodes 293 amino acids.
AUGGUUCCCGGCGCGCCGACCAAAGGCACCAUCCUUGCGACGGGCGCGCUUGCCGACAGCGAGAUCUGGCAGCAAGUUCGGGAGGUGCUGGACGAUAAGGACGCCGAUUACCCGGUGCCUGGUCAUCCUCCAAUGCACCCGGACGAGAAUUUCAUCGAGCUGUGCCGCCCCUCGGGACUUCGUCCCGCCGCUGGCGCCGAAGAAGGCGCUACGGGUGUCGUCCGGCUCCGCGAGGCGAGCCGCGACCCCGCCGGGGGUGAGCGGCGGUGUCGCCGGGGAGACUGCGGAACCCACCGCAGAGGCGGCCUCUACGGCGGCAACCAGAGGGAGGGCGUCGCAGCUGAGCACGAGCAGGGUCCGACCCCUGCUCCGCCUUCUGCCUCCGCGGCUGCCCCUGCAAAACAAGGUGUUGCCGCUGGGGUCCCUCUGCCUGGCGAGGUGAUAGACCUCGAUGACAAGGCGGAGGAGGAGCCUGCGGCUCCGACGGCGAUAGCGGAGAUGGGGGCAGUUGCCCCAGUGACUGCGAUGGAGAUGGAGGUGGUGACGGAGGAGGGAAAGUCCACCCCCGCGUCCAUGACGGGGAUAGCAGCGGCGGUGGAGGCGGGGGUACGUGCCCCAGCAGCCGCGACGAAGGCGGCGACGGCGGCAAAGGCGGGGGUGCCUGCCCCGGCGGCCACGACGGAGGUGGGGACGCCUGCUUCGGCGGCCGCGACGAAGGCCGCGGCAGCGGUGGGAACGGGAAUGCCCGCUCCAACAGCCGUGACGGAGACGAUGGCGGUGGCGGAUGGAGCGGGAUGCGCGUCGGCGUCGACGGUGGCCGCGGCGACUUCGACAGAGACGGCGGCGCAUGUGCCGGGGCCGUCGGCGAGGCCGGCAGCAUGA